AUGUCGUUCUCACAACGUGCGCCUGGGCGUUGCCGAAACGAAGACCGUUGUCGUAAAUAUCAAAGAGGAGAAUGCCGCUUCGUACACCCGGACCAGCCGGAGUGGGAGACCGCAAAACCAUUUGUGUCGUUUGACGACCACGGUCCCGGCCGCGGCCGCGGUCGAGGUGAUGGGCACACGGAUGGCGGCUCACGAUAUGGUGGAGGAAGAAGUGGUGGACAUUGGAAUGAAUCGCACAGCAACGGCGGUGGCGGCGGAAGAUACAACUCUUACGGCCAACAGAACAACAACUGGGGAGGCUCAACUUCUCAGCCCUCUAGCUCGGCGUGGGACGAUCAUGAUAAGGGCGCCACAAACGCCAACUCUUGGAACAACGCAACUUUCACGGAGUCGAACCCUGCACCAGCUGCGAACUCGUCGAAUAGUACUUCGGCUUGGGGAAACACGAUUGCGGCACCGGAAGCGUCUGGCGCGUCCGCGAAGAAGGAGAAUAGUGCUUGGGGUAGCUGGGACAAGCAACGGCCUCAGUCUCCGACAGAUGGAUGGGCGAAGAGCACUGGAGGCAGUAGCUGGGAUACUUGGGGUGGAGCAUCCCCGGUUGGUGGUAAUGGAUGGGGUGCAGGAUCUCAGGUCAGCGGCGGUGGCUGGGGCUCUACGACUGAUGACGGUGGCUGGGGAUCUAACACUGCAAACGACAACUCGGCCGGAGGAUGGGGAGAGUCCAAUGCCGGUGGUCUACCUUCGAGCGGCUCGACGACCAACGCUGGAACACAGAACAAUGGCUGGCCGACUGCGAAGAAUGUCAACGAUGCGGACGUCAAAGGCAAGGGCAAGAUGCGUGCCGAAGGUGGUGGCGGCUGGCCUGCUUCUUCGAAGGAUGAUCAUUCUCGGCGUCGCGCGUCAAACGACUUCCAUCCUCCAACAUCAGAUAAUGGCUGGGGUAGUCAAAGACGGCCUAGCCAAACUUCUCCUCCAUCCUCUCGUCGUGCCUCGGGGCCACAAACGUCUUCGUCUUGGACAAACCACACCGGUGGAACUCAUGGACAAGGGUGGGGCUCGGGGACUGGGAACGAUGGCUGGGGGCAGACUGAAACCGUCGGCUGGGAUACCGCGACGGUACAGCAAGAGCUACCGCCAGCCCCUACUAUCGAGCCCCCCGCACCUCCCGUGCAGCCUCCGCAACCCAGGAGCUCGUUCGCCAGCCAAAUCCUCGAUGCGCUCGUUCGUUCUGAGGACUUGCGCUCCGCAGAAACGCGACUAGAGCGUACAAAGCGCAUGGAAGCCUCUCCGCGAUACGAGAAGCGCAGUCCUGCCAUGGCUGCCAAGCUCAACUCCGACCUCCAUGAUGCGAACGAGCAUCUGACCCGGAAGUCCGAUGAGCUUCGUUCGCGCUUACGACGCCUCGCAAAGCUGCCCGGCGCGGAGAAAGUCUUCGCGGAGAUCGACUCAGAGAUCGACCUGGAGUGGCUGACCGAAGGAGACCUUCAAAAGUGGACGGACGUCGCCGAGCCAGCCGUAAGGGCGUAUCUGUCUGCCAAGGAUGCGGGUAUGAAGCAAAAGGUGAAGACUGAAGGGUUCGAUGCUCGACCUGACUGGGUGAAAGAGCUUCCCGCCUUCAAGAACAUCAAGCCCUUGUCGGCUGAACAAGCUAAAGGCAUCGCGGGCGACGACAAGCUACUCCGUGCCGUGAUACAAACCUUCGGCACCGACAGCCCGAGACUUCGCCAGGCAGUCUCUGUCGCCAGGGCCCAAGCAGACAUGCGAAACUACGGUCCUCAGUUGGACGCGAUCGAACGGGAGGGAGACCGUAAACAAGCGCGGAUUGCUGAGCUCAGAAGGUCUCUCCAGGAGAUGAAAGAGCGAGACGCACGUCGUGCGGAACAGGAGGCUUCGGAACCAACGACUGCAGAAUGCAUCAAGCAAUGGAAACUCCAGCUCGCGGCGAACAAAAUCGUGUAUGACAGACAGACCAAGGAGUUCGAGAAGUAUCACGCCGCCUAUCCCAAGCUCAUACAGCAGCUCGACAACCUGCCUCCAGUUGACGACGUCGAGGCCAUCGCGGCAAGUCUGCGACCCGCGAUGAUCGAGUCCAUUCAACGCCUCGCCGGACCGCUCGUGGACAAGAUCGUGGCGGAUGCUCGCCAGGUUGCAGCCGAUCAAGCGCGCGAGCAAGCUCGCGUAGUCAUCGAACAAUUUCAGCCGUUAUUGACACUCAUGGAAUACGCGAAGAUGAAGGAGAGGAACGGGAUGGAGGCCGCGGAGAAAGUGCAGACCCUGGAGCAGGAGCGGGUUGAGUAUGAAACGCAGAGACCUGCCCUGGAAAACAAAACUCUCGAGAGCUCCGUAGGACCGCUGAACGGUCCAGAACGGGAAAGCGCUUCGGGACAUGUUCCCGAACGCAAAGAGCGGUCGCCGACGGCGCAGCACGAGGCGCCCUCGGCAGUCGUGCAACCGCAGAAUCCGGCGGUGCAGCAGAGAGAGGAGUUGCAGCUCGCCAAUCGAUGGGCAGUCACGCGCGAGACGCAAAGUCCCUCCACCACUUUAGACGAGGACGAAGUCGACCAGUUGAUCGACACCCCUGGAUUCUCGCGCUCGACUUCAUACGAGUCCGAGUCCGACAUUAGACUUUGA
Peniophora sp. CBMAI 1063 is the source of this 2631-nucleotide messenger RNA. NCBI's taxonomy places the organism in Eukaryota, Fungi, Basidiomycota, Agaricomycetes, Russulales, Peniophoraceae. The record is from the annotation of a GenBank genome assembly.